Suillus paluster is the source of this 1429-nucleotide messenger RNA. RefSeq names its product ferritin-like-domain-containing protein. Lineage: Eukaryota; Fungi; Basidiomycota; Agaricomycetes; Boletales; Suillaceae. The coding region runs from base 127 to 1314 and encodes 395 amino acids. The transcript is spliced from 6 exons. The record is from RefSeq and is a predicted model, not a curated record.
UUGCUGAACUAGUGAACGGAACCCAAUCGAGCGUGCAUAAAUGGAAAUCCCUUUGGCUUGAGACUACAUAGUACUGGUCAUUAACGCCCCCAUCCCAAUUCACUGCCUCUACCAGUUGUUUCCACCAUGAAGUACGCGCCGGCAUCACCGGAAGAACGACAAAAGUUCAAGUCCACAAUUGUGCCGAUGCUCCGCGAGGCCGUCAAGGUCGAGCUUUCGACUAUCCCGUUGUAUCUGUACUCAAUAUACAGUAUCAUUAAAGACGAUGGCAAAGCCGGCACCCAGGCGAGGCGGAAUAUGUCAAUCGUUGUUCACCAGGAGAUGUUACACCUGGCGCUCGCUGGAAAUCUCCUGACAUCAAUCGAGUCCGGGCCUCAACUCUACUCUGCUCAAUUCGUGCCAACCUACGGUGGUGAAGACGAUGUUAUUCUUCAUUCAAACAUACCACUCAGACUUGAACCCUGUGAAAAAAGCAACCUCGAAUGCUUUUUGAAGAUCGAAGCUCCUUACCAGCCGCCGCCAAAACUCACGUAUGACGAAGAGAGCGCUAACAUCGAUUUUCGUCUUCACGCUGCUCCAGACACGGAGCGUGCCCUCGAACAGUACAACAGCAUCGGAGAGUUCUAUACCGAGCUCGAAGACAUGAUCAAAAACUCUGGUCCGUUUAUUACUUUCAAGAACAAAGAUCUGCAGUUUGCGCCGACGGAAUUUUUCCCAACCAACAUGACUCAAGUGACCGACCAAGAGUCCGCCCACAACGCCUUAAAGGUCAUUAUCGAUCAAGGUGAAGGCAGUGUUGGGGUCGAGGAUGCACAUUAUCAAAUGUUCCUCGAUCUUUACAUGAAGCGCACCGAGUGGGAAUGUUACGCUGUUCCAUACUCGCCAACGAUCAAGACGUACAAGGAUAACAAGCUUGUGUAUGCGCUGGCGCUUGCAUCAAACGCAGCCUAUUGUUACCUGCUUGUCACGAUCCAGAAGACCUGGCAAGUUAGCGACGUUGUUCUUCGGCGCGCCCUCAUCCCCAACAUCCAUUCGAUCAUGGUCAACAUAAUGACACCCUUGGCCGAGUUCAUGGUUGAGGAACCCUUCGAGAAGGGAAAAGCUGCCCCCACAUUCCAAUUUUACCCGACCGAAGCCGGGGAAGAUCCGAGUAAGGUUGAUUAUGCAGCCGUAGAACUGCAGGAAGCGAUCAAACAGCGUCUUGAAGAAGCGAUCGAUUUGGUUCAUGACGCGAAGAAGAAGGAGGCACUGAGCGUCAUCAAAUUUUCUGUUGACCGCGUCCCUUGGCCUAUACCUAUACUUACAGAGUCGUAGUUGGAGUAUUGCAGUCGGAUUGGUGGUUUCAAUCGAUCCACAAAUAAGUUUUGUAGUUGCUACGCCUUGUAUAUGUAUUAUAAGUACACAAUGCACUGUUUUAUGACGUUCCAAA